This is a messenger RNA of Bradysia coprophila, 1581 nucleotides long. RefSeq names its product kynurenine aminotransferase pseudogene. The record is from RefSeq and is a predicted model, not a curated record. Lineage: Eukaryota; Metazoa; Arthropoda; Insecta; Diptera; Sciaridae.
CAGUUCUUAGUCUCGCCUUUAAUUACAUACACUCAAUAGACACAGCUGGGACAAUUCAACAUGAUUUUAAAUAAAUCAGCCGUCGUAGCAUCAUCAAUACUACUGGUACGCGAAAAGUCUCAGUAUUAUCGUUGCUGUACUACAUUGAAUAGAGCGGUAUUUCUUGUCGGAUCAGUGACAUCAAUCAGAAAUAUGUCUCAACAAAGUAUAAAAGAAAAAUUCCGUUUGCCGGCUCGUUUGGAAGGAAGUAAAAAGAGUAUGUGGACGGAAUACAUUGAAUUGGCGAUCAAACAUAAGCCGUUAGACCUUGGCCAGGGAUUCUGUGACUAUCCCGUGCCGAGUUACAUCACGGAUGCAUAUACAAAUGCUGCUAAAAAUGACCAUCUACUGCACCAAUAUACUCGAGGAUUCGGUCAUUUAAGAUUGGUUCAGGCGAUCAGCAAAUUGUACUCAAAUCUAGUCAAUCGUCCGAUUGAUUUCCGAAAUGAGGUGUUGAUUUCGAGUGGAGCGUAUCAGGCGAUAUAUACGGUCAUUCACGGGCAUGUUGAUGUUGGUGAUGAAGUCAUAAUUGUGGAACCAUUUUUCGAUUGCUAUGAACCAAUGGUGAAAAUGGCUGGUGGAAUUCCACGCUUUAUUCCGCUCAAGCCGAAAACCAGCUCCGUUACAUCCACCGCUGAUUGGGUAUUGGACGUCGACGAAUUGGAAAACAUUUUCAGCAACAAGACGAAAAUGUUCAUUUUAAACAAUCCGAACAAUCCACUGGGCAAGGUAUUUACAGUGAAUGAGUUGAAGAAAAUUGCAGAGCUGUGCAUCAAAUACAAUGUGUUAUGCUUGUCGGAUGAGGUAUACGAGUGGAUUACAUACGAUGGAAAUGAAAUGAUUCGUAUGUGCACUUUGGACGGAAUGUGGGAAAGAACGAUAACGGUUGGUUCGGCUGGUAAAACUUUUUCAACGACUGGUUGGAAAAUUGGGUGGUCAUUUGGUCCAGAGAAUUUAAUGACGAAUAUGCAAAUGGUUCAUCAAAAUUCGGUCUACACAUGCUCGACGCCGAUCCAAGAAGCAUUGGCUAUUGCAUUUGAAACAGAACUACUGCGCCUGGGUACGAACGAAUGUUAUUUCAAUGCAUUGCCGCAAGAGCUUCAAAAGAAACGUGAUUUUACGGCUGCAUUUUUACGAGACAUUGGAAUGAAUGUGAUCAAUCCACAGGGCGGGUAUUUUUUGAUGGCCGACUGGAGUUCAUUAGCCGAUAAAUCUGAUUUGACUACGGAAAGUGACACACAUCGUGAUUAUCGAUUUACAAAGUGGAUGAUAAAGAACAUCGGCAUUCAAGGCAUUCCGCCAAGUGCAUUUUAUGCAGACGGUCAUAAGCACUUGGGUGAGAACUACGUUCGCUAUUGCUUUUUCAAAAAUGAUGACUAUCUGCAAAAGUGUGCUGAUUUGUUGAAUAAAUGGAAACACAACUUUUAAAGUCCUAUUCAGCAGUAUAGAAAUGUAAUGCAAAUACGAAAGUCUUUACUGUCACAUGCAAUGUUUAACCGACCCUCAAAUUACAGAAUUUUUUUUCGGAAAUUCACAAGACCA